This is a messenger RNA of Eruca vesicaria subsp. sativa (arugula), 186 nucleotides long. The record is from the annotation of a GenBank genome assembly. NCBI's taxonomy places the organism in Eukaryota, Viridiplantae, Streptophyta, Magnoliopsida, Brassicales, Brassicaceae.
AUGUUAUUGACACAAGAUGUCAAAUACAAGAAAGGGUUCAAAUUUGAUUACGUCUGGCCAAUCCUUAAAGGUAUUGAAAAAUUUUCAAAUAACCACAGCAACAGAGCCAUUGCAUUCUCAGAAGAAAGUCGUAAUGCCAAAUCAUCUUCAUCAAUCCAAGAUGAGUCAUCGCCAUCCCUGGUAUGA